AACGCACGCGACAUCUUGUGUGCAGGAGGAGAAAAUGUCACGAGAGCAACACAGGAGGCCUCCGCUUAAACGGAGGAUGCGAGAGGUCCGUUUGUCACACGCAAAGAUCACAAUAUUCACUCCCAAGUCAGACCUCAAAUCAAACCCCUCAUCAGACCCCCCCCAGUCUCCACCACACCGAGUCGUGUUUCCCCACAGAGCCACGAGGCCUCACAGGACACCUGUUGGGUCUGGUUGCCGACAUGGAGCAACACUCGUAUUACAGCUCGCCGUCCCGGAGACGGGGAGGGGAGCGUCGCUCCGGAGCUCUGCACGGGCUUUCUGGAUGCUGUUUAAACAGUCUGAGAAGAGCGACUGGACAGCCGGCUGCCAGCAGGCCGCCUGCUAUUUGACACCCAGGAUGAAGAAGUUUUUGCAAAACAAGAAGGGCCGGUACUCUCUCCGGCGGGGCUCUCGCUGUCCAUCCAAGGAUUUCUUCCUCAGCAUGCCGUCGUCCAACCAGGCGUGGCCCGAUGAGUUCGGCUUCCAGCUGGGGGGCAGCGGGCCCAGUUACAUCCUGUCCGUGGAGGAGGGCAGCAGCGCCCACCUGGCGGGGCUGCAGGCGGGGGAUCAGGUCCUGGAGCUGGAGGGCCACAACGUGUCGACGCUGGCUCCCCAAGCGGUCGUGGCCAUCGCCCAGACUCAGAAGAACGUCCCCCCCAGCAUCGGAGUGGUGUCCCGCAUACAGCAGAUGGACAUCAUACCCGGUCCGGACGGACGUUUUGGCUUCACCAUCGUGGGAGACUGCCCCCUGCUGGUUGAGGACUGCUCGCCCUGCUCGCCGGCCGGCCGGGCGGGUCUGAGAGCCGGGGAUUACGUCGUGGAGGUCGACGGCGUCCCCGUCCGGCAGCACGAGGCGGCCGCGGCGAUGAUCAAGGCCUCCCAGGGGAGGACGCUGCGCCUGGGGGUGCUGUGUCUCGGGCCCAGGCAGAAACACGGCGUCGGCGCCGAGGACGGCCAGACGGGGGCGGAGGGAGCGAGGCUGGACCGCAAACAUAAAGCUCUGGAGUUCAAUGCCAGGGUCGACCAGAUUUUAGGCGAGGAGCCCGAAGUGAAGGAGAAGCUCUUCACCGCGCUGAAGCAGUACGCCGCCGAGAAGCGGGUGGAGUGGCUCGCCUCCGUCCUGCCCGACGUGCUCGCCACCGACGAGCACCGGCAGCUCAUCUCCAGCAUCCGAAUCUUCAUUCAGAAGCACCGGCAGCGCUUCGACGAGGCCGUGUCCCAGAACGUGAUCAACCGCCUCUGUCGCAGCAAGAGCAUCAGCGAGCCGCACGCCCGCAUCCGCCGCAGCCGCAGCGAGGACCACUCGGACCGCCGCCACGGCUCCAAGCGGGCCAGCUCGGUGCCCCGAGACGGGGAACCGGGGGGAGGGGGAGGCGGAGAGAGACAGGGGCCCCCGAGGAAGUCCGUCCCCGCGGUACCCGCGCACCCCCCCAUCGGACCCCACUACAGGAUCCUCCGCGUGUACCGCGGCAAGAAGAACUUCGGCUUCACGCUGCGAGGACAUGCGCCCGUCUGCAUCGACUCCGUCAUCUCAGACAGCCCUGCUGAAGAAUGUGGACUGAAAAUAGGCCACCGGAUCCUCUUCCUCCAUGGACUGGACAUGAGGAACUGCUCCCAUGAGAAGGUAGUGUCCAUGCUGCAGGGCAGCGGGGCCAUGCCCACGCUGGUGGUGGAGGAGGGUCCAUCAGACUACUCCUCGGACCAGAACGACCCGGAGGACUCUCCCAGCCUGGCCCCCGCGGCGGUGCCGCGCUCCAGGUCUCCGGCCCUCAGCUCUCUGCAGUGGGUGGCAGAGAUCCUCCCGCCGAGCAUCAAGGUCCACGGGCGGACCUUCAGCCAGCAGCUGGAGCACCUGCUGACCAUCCAGGAGCGCUACGCGGUCUGCAAGUCCCUGGAGACCUUCUUCCAGCACCGGAACGUGGACACUCUGAUCGUAGACGUGUUUCCGGUGUUGGACACCCCGGCCAAACAGCUGAUCUGGCAGUUCGUUUACCAGCUGCUGACGUACGAGGAGCAGGAGCGCUGCCGCGGGAAGCUGUCGCGCUUCCUGGGAUUCAAGAGCAGCGGAGUCUUGGAGCCUGAAAGCGGCCCGGAGCUCCACCGGCGGAGCAGCUCCGUGCGCGUGACGGGAACGUCGUACCGAGGCUGCGUUCGGGAGAGGAGCUCUGACGACUGCAUCAUCGGGACCCACCUGGGGAUGGGAAUUCACGUGGAUGAAUCUGGGAGCCCGGAGGAGAGGCAGUCGGGAGACGGAACCUCCUUCCCCGAGUCCCCCGACCUCAGUCACAUGGCCGGCGUGUACACGGAGCUGGAGAACGUGUACGCCGCGGGGAAGAGCGCGUCGGCGGCGCCGCGGCGCGGCUCCUCGGCGGAGCCGGAGGGCGCGGGACAGACCGAGGCCUUCGGGCGCUCGCUCUCCCCCCUCACCCUCCCCCCCCUCACAGGUAGUCGGAAGUCCGGCCUGUCCCUGUCCUGGAAGGAGCCCCUCCCCACCCCCGUGUACGAGAUCCACCACCAGAGCAGCGUGGACUCCAACCCCUACGUCAGCCUGGAAAGCCCCCCCGCGUCCCCUCAGCACUCGGACGGCGGUCCCAACACGCUCACCCGCCGCAAGAAGCUGUUCACCUUCUCCCGCCCGCCUCGCAGCCGGGACACGGACAAGUUCCUGGACGCUCUGAGCGAGCAGCUGGGCCAUCGCGUCACUCUGGUGGACGACUUCGUCCCCGGGGAGAACGACUACGAGGAGAUAUAUCACGGUGGUUGUCAUGGUUUCAGAAGAAGAGGGGUGCCUAUGAGUUUCCAGGAGGACCAGGACUCGGGCUUCGCGCCUCGCCGGCUCAGCAGCGGCAGCAGUGAGGAGCAGAGCAGCGAGGCCUCCUCUCCCUCCUACUCCUCGGAGUCCGAACCCAUCCCGCCGCCCCUCAACCCAGAGGCCCCCGCCCGCCCCCGGCCUUUCCAAGCUCUGAUACCGGCCCCCGUUCAGUUCACGGACCCCCUGCCGCCAGUCCGCUUCUCGCCUGAGGACGUUACACGGCAGCCGAAUGCCCUUCCAGCGCAAAACCCCAUCAUCCCGUCCCCCCAGCCGCCUCUCCGGACCAUUCUGUCCCACCGCUGCCCUGUGAACAAAACGCCCUCCACGAGGGGACGAAGUCGAGAAAACCCCCACCCGCAAAUAGACCGCGUCACCCGCCUGUCCCACGGCCACGCCCCCCCGGGCUCCAGCACCCUGCGCUCCGCCCAGCCGUCUCGGCCCUGCUACCUGCCCCGGCAGCUCAGCCAGCCGCAGCCCAUCCUGCAGCCCUCCCCCCUGCCCUCCCCCCUGCCCUCCCCCCAGCAGCUGAGACCCAGCCAGCUGGUCCUGCAGAGACACCACCAGCUCCACCACCAGCACAGCUACCAGGGCCCGCUGCCCCCCUCCCUCCGGGACCACGGCUCGUCCACGUGUCAGAGCCAAGGCCCCCCGGCCUCUCACUCCACCCUCCCCAGUCACAGCAAGACCUACGAAGCCCCCCGGCAGGAACACCAGCCCCCCCAGGCGCUGCCCCCGCCGCCUCCACCCCUUCCUCCGCCCUGUGACCCGCCUCCGCUGCCCAAGCCGGGCCACCAGGCCUCGGACACCACCCACAUGAGUGUGAAGAGGCUGCGCUGGGAGCAGGUGGAGAACUCUGAGGGAACGAUAUGGGGUCAGCUGGGAGAGGACUCCGACUGUGACAAGCUCACUGACAUGGUGAAGUACUUGGACCUCGAUCUGCACUUCGGGACUCAGCGGCAAACCAUUUCCCCUCCAGAGGCGACCUUCUUGCCCGACAGCUUUAAAAAGAAGGACGUGGUGGAGAUUCUGUCUCACAAGAAAGCCUACAACGCCUCCAUCCUCCUCGCCCACCUGAAGCUCUCCUCCAGCGAGCUGCGGCAGGUGCUGAUGAACAUGGCGACGGAGCGGCUGGAGCCGGCUCACAUCAAGCAGCUGCUGCUCUACGCGCCGGACGACGACGAGGUCGAGCGGUACGAGCGGUUCGAGCAGGACCCGGCAAAGCUGAGCGAGCCCGACCGCUUCAUCUUCCAGAUGCUGAUGGUGCCCGAGUACAAAACCCGCCUGCGGAGCCUCCACUUCAAGACCACCCUGCAGGAGAGGACGGAGGAGAUGAAGGCCGCGUACGAUUGCAUCUACAAGGCCUCCGUGGAGCUGAAGGGCAGCAAGAAGCUGGCCAAGAUCCUGGAGUUCGUGCUGGCGAUGGGGAACUACCUCAACAACGGGCAGCCCAAGAGCCACAAGACCACCAGUUUCAAGAUCAGCUUCCUGACCGAGCUGAGCACAACCAAGACCGUGGACGGGAAGUCCACCUUCCUCCACAUCCUGGCCAAGUCUCUGUGGCAACACUUCCCCGAGCUGCUCAACUUCUCCAGAGACCUGAGCACGGUGCCGCUGGCAGCCAAAGUGAACCAGAAGACCGUCGCAGCAGAGUUGAGUGACCUCGGCUCCACCAUCCUGGACAUCAGGAAGGCCUGUCUGAAGGUCCCCCCCACCUCCGAGGACCACUUUGCCUCUGUGAUGAGCAGCUUCCUGGAGAACAGCCACCCUGCGAUCCAGUCUCUGGAGUCCCUGCAGACUCAGGCCAUGGAGGAGUUCUGCAAGGUGGCCUCCUUCUUUGGGGAGGACGGCAAGUCGGCCAACACGGAGUCCUUCUUCGGCAUCUUUGCAGAGUUCAUCUGCAAGUUUGAGGUGAGCUGGUCCUGCUGAGAGGAGAGGAUGUGUUCUAAUAUAUAUAAUAUAUAUAUAAUAGUGUUUGGUGGAUUCAACCUGCAGUGAUUGUGUCACAGACUGGAAGCAGCGCGCGAUGACCUCAUCUUUUUAAUGGAAUAUAAUUCUAUGCUAUUUGUAGUGACAUCUCACACACUGUACUAUUCAUUGUUUGAUGGUAGGAAAUGCUGCACAUUUCAACAGAAAACCAUCAGAAUAGACGGCAAAAGAAAAUUUAACAUUAACAUUUAACAACAAUUAUUGAUUAAUAAACGAUAGAAUAAAGGGAUACUGUGACAUUUAGUUCUGUUAGUUUUAUAUAUUUUUCUUUAUGAUGUUUCUAUGACAUAUGAGAGCAUCUUGUACUUAAUGAGCUGUGAAAGACUUUGUGAAUUCAUCUUGACGUUCCAGCUGUAGAAUCCCCAAAUAUGAAAAAUAAUCAGUCAAAAUGAGGUAUAAAUCACGUGAGAUGUUUUUUUGUCUUGCAGAGAGCCCCUCACUGAAACCCAGACUGCAGAAAACCCCCUGAGUCCCCAGGCUGUCCUCCCCCCCUGGCCUGGUGAAGACCUUCUCAAGGCCUGGUGAAGACCUUCUAAAGGCCAAAUGAAGACCUUUUGAAGGCCUGGUGAAGACCUUUUGAAGGCCUAAUGAAGACCUUUUGAAGGCCUGGUGAAGACCUUCUGAAGGCCUAAUGAAGACCGUCUAAAGGCCUGGUGAAGACCUUCUAAAGGCCUAAUGAAGACCUUCUAAAGGCCUAAUGAAGACCUUCUAAAGGCCUGGUGAAGACCUUCUAAAGGCCUAAUGAAGACCUUUUGAAGGCCUGGUGAAGACCUAAAGGCCUAAUGAAGACCUUUUGAAGGCCUGGUGAAGACCUUCUAAAGGCCAAAUGAAGACCUUCUAAAGGCCAAAUGAAGACCUUCUAAAGGCCUGGCGAAGACCUUCUAAAGGCCUAAAGAAUACCUUCUAAAGGCCUGGUGAAGACCUUCUAAAGGCCUGGUGAAGACCUUCUAAGGGCCUAAUGAAGACCUUUUGAAGGCCUGGUGAAGACCUAAAGGCCUAAUGAAGACCUUUUGAAGGCCUAAUGAAGACCUUCUAAAGGCCUAAAGAAUACCUUCUAAAGGCCUAAUGAAGACCUUCUAAAGGCCUGGUGAAGACCUUCUAAAGGCCUAAAGAAUACCUUCUAAAGGCCAAAUGAAGACCUUCUAAAGGCCAAAUGAAGACCUUCUAAAGGCAUGGUGAAGACCUUCUAAAGGCCUAAAGAAUACCUUCUAAAGGCCUGGUGAAGACCUUCUAGAGGCCUGGUGAAGACCUUCUAGAGGCCUGGUGAAGACCUUCUAAAGGCCUGGUGAAGGGAUGGAAGCAGACGUCAGGCACAGAACUCCCCAAACCCAAAGUGGCGGGACCCCCUACGGAGACACUGAGGUCUGCAGACAGAAGGAAAACGGGCUCCAUUCAUCCGUAGAACCACGGCGGCUGAGGAGAGCUGCUGUUGACACAUCAGACAUCCACAGCAGCAUUUCCAUCUUUAGUACAAACGGCACACAGCGACAGUAAAAGGUGACUUGAUGCUUUAAGACGAGGCGCAAGUAAUAAAACCAGCUGGUCGCAUUUGACCAGGUUACCUGUUUAAUACGACGAUAUAAAGUUUAUAUUUUCUAUCAGAUCAUAUUUGAGAACUGUAAAGAUUGAGCGUAGAUGUAGACAGUCAUCGAGGAGCAGCAGAAGUGUAGAUCAGUUAGCGUGUAGUUAGCGUGCACAGAGCCGAUUUGAUUUAGAAAGAGUUUCUAAACAUCUGGAAUCCACAUCAAGCAAAUGGAAAACCUGCAACAAUCAUUUCAAUGUAGAGUAUUUAACAUGAAGUGUUCAGUAUUUAUUUUAACGAGUAGCUUCUGCGUAGACGCAUCGGCCUCACUGCUCCAUAACGUGUUCAUAGACGUCUAACCAGUGAAACCACGAAGGUCACGAGGUCACGCUCUCUUUAGGACUCCAGUAGUGGGGGGGGGGGGUCAAACGUGCAUGCGGAGUGAGAAUGUGAUGCGUGGUACAGUAAAGGGACACAUUUGCUGUUUUUCUGGUCGUCAUGGCGACCGGCCGACUCCUCCAGCAUGCGGCGUGUGGUAACUAUAGUUUCCAUUCAGCUUGUGUGUCUUGUUUCCUUAUUGAAGUCAUCUGGAAGGGAUCCAUGUCAUUCCUGUUUUAACAUGUAUCGCAUGUUGGUAGCGUGUAGCGUGUGCAGCUGGUAGCGUUCCCUGUUUAACAUUAAAGGAAAGUAUCUUGUG
Messenger RNA from Gasterosteus aculeatus aculeatus (three-spined stickleback), 7059 nucleotides. Lineage: Eukaryota; Metazoa; Chordata; Actinopteri; Perciformes; Gasterosteidae. The record is from RefSeq and is a predicted model, not a curated record.